Molecule: messenger RNA, 1030 nt
Organism: Rhizophagus irregularis DAOM 181602=DAOM 197198
Lineage: Eukaryota; Fungi; Glomeromycota; Glomeromycetes; Glomerales; Glomeraceae
Molecular function (GO): protein binding
Source: RefSeq, a predicted model, not a curated record
UUAUAUAAAAUUAUAUUACCAAGCGAAUUAUAGAAAAAUGGGAGCGUGUUUGUCUCGGAAUAAUAAAAGUAAUGAUAAUAAUAACAUGAGGGAAAUAUUGCUCUAUAGAGGAGAAUUUUUGGGAGCAGAUUUAAGAGCAAUGUUUAAUAAUCCGGUGUAUAGUGACAUUAUAAUUACAUGUAAAGAUGGAGGAGUAGUAUAUGGGAGUAAAUUAUUAUUAGCGGCAAGAUCAGAUGUAUUUGCUCGAUUGAUAUUAAAUAACGAAGAAAAUAACAAUAGGAAUAAUAAUAGAGAAAGUAGAAAUACUUUCAGUAGUAAUGAUAAUCAUAUAACAUUUACAGAAUUUAGUUCAUCAACAUUAUUAAUAAUAUUAGAAUUUUUAUAUAUGGGAGAUAUAAUGAUAGAAUCAUUAACAUUAAAUAAUAUAGUAGAAGCAUAUUUAGGAGCGGAAUAUUUUUUAUUAGCAGGACUGGAAGAAAUUAUCAUAACAUUUUUGGAUAACGCAUUAAAAUGUAGCGCAGAUAAUAAUUUAGCAGCCAAGUUAUUAACACAGGCAUCAGAAUUCAUGUUACCAUCGUCAGAUGACCUAUUUUUUCGUACGUUACAUAAUAGUUUGGUUGUAACACCUUUGGAAACUAUUGAAUAUCAUAAUUUAACAGCUGAGGGGUUAUCAUUUAUAUUAUCGCCCACUAAUAUGGAUACAACUUAUGAAGAAUUUGUUACACCAGAAUAUGGUGUAUUUCGUUAUAUUGUUUUAUGGGCAGCACAUCAUUGUAAUAACAAUAAUUUAGUCGUAUCAUACUUUGAACCAUUAUUACCGCCAUCGGAUCAUGCUGAACAUUUAGAUGCGAAUGAGAUAGAACAAUUAAGAAAAUCGCAUGAAAAAAAUAAAAAAAAAUCAAAAUCCAAAGAAAUCAAAGAUAUGAUUAUGGCAUUAUUAAAUCCAUUAUUACCAUUUGUAGAUUUUAAAUUAAUUCAUCCUUCAGUAUUAGCGAAUAUAAUUGAACCGUUGGAUAUUAUAGUGCCAAAU